Messenger RNA from Mizuhopecten yessoensis (Yesso scallop), 354 nucleotides. Its product is annotated as chromatin assembly factor 1 subunit A-like. The coding region runs from base 1 to 354 and encodes 117 amino acids. Lineage: Eukaryota; Metazoa; Mollusca; Bivalvia; Pectinida; Pectinidae. The transcript has a single exon. The record is from RefSeq and is a predicted model, not a curated record.
AUGGAUGAGACAGAAUGGAAUGAGAGAGAGUGCCUUAAUGAGAGAGAAUUGAAUGAGAGAAAGCGCCUUAAAGAGACAGAAUUGAUAGAGAGAAAGCGCCUUAAAGAGACAAAAUCGAAUGAGAGGCAGCGCCUCAAAGAGACAAAACCGAAAGAGAGACAACGCCUUAAUGAGACAGAAUUGAAAGAGAGAAAGCGACUUAAAGAGACAGAAUCAAAUGAGAGACAGUGCCUUAAAGAGACAGAAUCAAAUGAGAGAAUUCGACUUAAAGAGACAGAAUUGAAAGAGAGAAAGCGACUUAAAGAGACAGAAUCAAAAGAGAGAAAGUGCCUUCAAAGAGACAGAAUCGUAUGA